AUUACAAAGGAGGGAAACCAGUUGUUAGGUGCCCACAGAAUGAACGCGUCUAUACCUAAUCUGGUGUAUGCAUUCAUGCUGAAGAUGACAGCAGCCAUCAAAGUUGCUGUCCAGAUUUCACCGGUUCUAGUUUUGGUUCUCUCCAGCCUCUAUAAAUACCCUUAAGAAUUCAUUCCAUUCAUGUCAAAGAGAAGAUAAGUCCUGCUAUUAGAAAUAGUAAGAAAAUUGAAGUAGUUGUGUUUAGUACAAGAGAAGAGACUUUUAUUCCGAAGAAGAUGUGGCUGAUGAUGAAGGUUUUCCUCUUGCAAAUUUUAGCAUUUCUUCUUUUUGGUGGUGGCCUCCAUUGCAAAGCUUCAACCCGUCGGCAUACUUUUGUGGUGAGGGAAGCUUCAUAUACAAGGCUUUGUAGCACCAAGAACAUCUUAACAGUAAAUGGACAAUUUCCGGGACCAACUAUAUAUGCUAAGAAAGGAGAGACGAUCAUUGUCGACGUUUAUAACAGGGGAAAACAAAACGUCACCAUUCAUUGGCAUGGGGUGAAGAUGCCUAGAUAUCCAUGGACAGAUGGUCCUGAGUAUAUCACACAAUGUCCAAUUCCCCCAGGAUCAAAGUUUAGCCAGAAGAUCAUCCUUUCCUCUGAGGAAGGGACUCUAUGGUGGCAUGCUCAUAGUGAUUGGACCCGAGCCACUGUUCAUGGAGCUAUAAUUGUCUAUCCCAAGAAUGGAACCAAGUAUCCUUUUCCUAAACCUAAUGCAGAAGUUCCUAUCAUAUUAGGAGAAUGGUGGAAGAGUGACGUGAAUGCAGUUCUAGAGGAGAUGCUUGCAACCGGAGCUGACCCCAAUGUCUCUAAUUCUUACUUAAUAAAUGGACAACCUGGGGAUCUACAUCCAUGCUCAAAAUCAAGCACAUUCAAGUUAAUGGUGAAUCAUGGAAAGACCUAUCUACUUCGCAUAAUCAAUGCUGCCUUGCAAGACAUUCUCUUCUUUUCCAUUGCCAAGCAUAAAAUGACAGUGGUUGGAACAGAUGGUAGCUACACCAAGCCAUUGACACGAGAUUAUAUCACAAUAUCACCUGGCCAAACCUUCGAUGUCUUACUAGAAGCUAACCAACGCCCGGGUCACUAUUACAUGGCGGCUGAAGUUUAUUCCAGUGCCCAUGGAGUCAAGUAUGAUAACACAACCACCACAGCUAUUGUACAGUACAGGGGAUACUACACUCCAACUUCACCUCCCUCUUUGCCUCAUCUUCCUGAGCACAAUGACACAAAUGCGUCGGUUCACUUCACGGGCAGCCUCCGAAGCUUAGCGGAUGCAGAACAUCCUUGCAAUGUCCCAUUAAACAUAGGCACUAAAUUGAUUUACACUAUUUCUAUGAACACGUUCCCAUGCGCCAAUAAUUCGUGUUUAGGGCCCAAUAAGUCACGGCUCGCUACAAGUAUAAACAAUAUAAGCUUCCAAUCCCCGACAAUCGACAUACUACAAGCCUACUAUUAUAACAUCAGUGGUGUAUAUGGAGAUAAAUUUCCUAGCCAUCCACCACUGGUGUUUGAUUUUACAGCUGAGUAUCCUCCAUUAAAGUAUGAGACGCCGAGAAAAGGAACAGAAGUAAGGGUGCUCGAGUAUAACUCCACAGUGGAGAUUGUUUUUCAAGGGACAAACUUGGUUGCAGGGACAGACCAUCCCAUGCAUCUCCAUGGAUAUAGUUUUUAUGUUGUUGGAUGGGGAUUUGGGAAUUUCGAUAAAAAUAGGGACCCUUUGCGCUAUAAUCUGGUGGAUCCUCCCCUUCAGAAUACCAUCGCUGUUCCUAAGAAUGGUUGGACUGCAAUCAGAUUCAAGGCAUCCAACCCUGGAGUGUGGUUCAUGCACUGCCAUUUAGAGCGCCAUCUGAGUUGGGGCAUGGACACUGCGUUCAUAGUGAAAAAUGGUAAACACCCAGAAGCUCAAAUGCUGCCUCCGCCAUCCGACAUGCCACCAUGUUGAAGCUGCAAAGAAUUAACAUGCCAAAGAUUUCAUUGAAUAUUUGUAUUAUUGAGCUUUCAUUAUUUAUUUUUUGUUCAAAUAAAUUGUUAGUAAGUUAGUAUUCCUCUUCAAUUAAAAAAACAAGAAUAAUGUAAAGUUGUAGAAUAUUGUGUCUGGGAUUAUUAAUUUGUCAAUUUCUUGGAUUGUUAAAGUGAAUAAAGAUUGUGGACUUUACAAUAA
This is a messenger RNA of Vitis vinifera (wine grape), 2198 nucleotides long. RefSeq names its product laccase-14. Gene Ontology annotation, cellular component: apoplast. Lineage: Eukaryota; Viridiplantae; Streptophyta; Magnoliopsida; Vitales; Vitaceae. The record is from RefSeq and is a predicted model, not a curated record. Gene Ontology annotation, biological process: lignin catabolic process. Bases 276 to 1979 code for a protein of 567 amino acids. Gene Ontology annotation, molecular function: copper ion binding; hydroquinone:oxygen oxidoreductase activity. The transcript has 6 exons.